UCGCUACAGUAAGCCGUCUAUGUGCUGAGUCUUGGCCACAUCUUAUCCACACACGCACAUCACUUCAACGCCACUUCUAAUUCCGAUAGCCCACAACACAACAACUACCACAUCCGAAGUCCAAACAAAAGCCAACCCAUAAUCCAAAACCAAAGACGGAAACUGUAAAGAGUAUCGUGUCUGUGUAAAGAGGGAAAAAUGUCAGUAACAUCCUCAUUCCCAUGCAUCAAAAUCCCAACUUCACCAUCAUCAUCAUCAUCCUGUUCUUCUGCUUCUUCUUCUUCUUCUUCUUCAUCAACCACUUCUUCUUACUCCUUUAGAUUCUGUUCAAGUAAGCCUACUCAUAUAAUAACCAUAAGGAGCUCUCAAACUGAAGGACCUCUAAGAAGACCUGUGGUUCCUUCUGUGAGAGAACCCUCUCCUCCUCCAGUACUCAAACCUACCCCUCCAACUCCUCCACCAACGCCAUCAUCAUCAUCUACGGUGCCAAAGCCAGCAGUGGUUGUUGGGGGUGAUAAGAAUGUCAUAACUUUGGAGUUUCAGAGGCAGAGGGCUAAGGAGCUUCAGGACUACUUUAAGCAGAAAAAGCUUGAAGAAGCUGAUCAAGGUCCACCCGUUGGCUUUAUUGGCAAGAAUGAGAUUACUAAUGGAAGAUGGGCAAUGUUUGGUUUUGCUGUGGGGAUGCUAACAGAGUAUGCAACAGGCUCGGACUUUGUUGACCAAGUAAAGAUCCUUCUCUCCAAUUUCGGGAUAAUAGACCUGGAAUGAUUACUUCACUUGAUGCUCAUUGCCAGCGAUAUUUUCUGAUUGUUGUAAUAGUUGUAGUCACAUCCACUGUUUGGUUUGCAACCUUUUUGAGUUAUUUAUUUGAUUUCAUAUGCUAUCAUCAAGCUGUGUCUUCGCUUCACUAUUUACAAAGUUCGUUAUUUGUUGCUGCAAAUUUACAUUAAACUUAUCGGUGCCAGUUAUCAGAUAAAAACAUGCAUUCUUUGCUAGUUUGUUUUGGAACUGGAAAAGUGUAAAAUGUAGUGCUUCAUCUUUACAAUUUUGUGGCAGUUGCAUAAA
This is a messenger RNA of Quercus lobata, 1065 nucleotides long. Its product is annotated as light-harvesting complex-like protein OHP2, chloroplastic. The coding region runs from base 199 to 768 and encodes 189 amino acids. The transcript is spliced from 2 exons. The record is from RefSeq and is a predicted model, not a curated record. Lineage: Eukaryota; Viridiplantae; Streptophyta; Magnoliopsida; Fagales; Fagaceae. Gene Ontology annotation, cellular component: chloroplast thylakoid membrane.